AUGAUGUUCGCUACUCUCCCCAUGCAGCAACAACCAGGGUCAUCACCACCACCACCUCAACAUCACCAACACCAGCAAUACACACCCACCCGACCAUCCCCCCUCUCACCACGCCGCCACACAAACACCCCAACGCCCAAUAUCUUCGCCUCCAACAACACCCAAUUCAACCUCCCCUCCAGCCCCUUCACGCUCCCAACACCCACCAAACUCCCCUCCAUAUCGGCAUCAGCACCACCAUCCCCAACCCCGUCACAGCAACAACAACAACAACAAUCACACCAAUUCUCAAGAAGACAGAGAAACAUCCAGUCCUCCCCCAACUAUGCCCACCGCUACGCCAACACGAUCUCCAACCCCAUGAACAAGCACUUAAAAUCAAGUGCGUCUCCCUCGGCACGCCGGAAUCUGUUUCUGAAUCGCGUGAAGCGGGAUCGGGAUGACGGGCGGUUCGGAGAUCGCGGCGAGCAGUUGGUGCUUAUGGAGCAUGUGGCGGAGGAGAAGAGGUGGGGGGAGGUGAUGAGGAGGAGGGCGGAGGAGAUGAUGGGUGUCGUUGAGGAGGAGGGAGAAGAGGAUUAUAUGAAUGGAUUUGAUGAUGUAGACGCACAUGCUCUGGACGAGUACUUGCAAGAACAGGCGGCUGAGAUGGAGCGGUUGGAGUAUUUGAAUCAGCAGCAGCAGCAGCAGCAGUAUCACCAAGGAGGGUUUGAUUCAGGUGGUAGAGGUAAUGGUGGGAUGAAUACCUCGUUCAGCGACGAAGAAGAAUACGACGAUCUGUUCAUGGAUCUAGCGGGGCAUGAUGGACAUAACGAUAUCCCUGGAUCAAGUGGGGAGUUCGCUCAUAGUCAGGAUAUGGAUAUGUCGUGA
This is a messenger RNA of Aspergillus niger, 867 nucleotides long. RefSeq lists its product as uncharacterized. Lineage: Eukaryota; Fungi; Ascomycota; Eurotiomycetes; Eurotiales; Aspergillaceae. The transcript has 2 exons. The coding region runs from base 1 to 867 and encodes 288 amino acids. The record is from RefSeq and is a predicted model, not a curated record.